Schistocerca piceifrons (Central American locust) is the source of this 555-nucleotide messenger RNA. RefSeq names its product piggyBac transposable element-derived protein 3-like. The record is from RefSeq and is a predicted model, not a curated record. The coding region runs from base 1 to 555 and encodes 184 amino acids. The transcript has a single exon. Lineage: Eukaryota; Metazoa; Arthropoda; Insecta; Orthoptera; Acrididae.
AUGAGCAGAACUCGCUUCUUCCAGCUACUGCGGUAUUUUCAUGUUGUCAAUAAUCAAGACUUGCCUGACGCUAAUAGUAAUCGUGAGAAACUCUUCAAGAUUUGCCUAGUUUUAUCUGCAUUGCAGUCAUCAUUGAAGACACUCCCUCCAGAAGAAUACCAAGCUGUUGAUGAACAGAUAAUACCAUUCAAGGGUAGAAGCGGUUUGAAACAGUACGUAAGAAAUAAGCCUCACAACUGGGGCUACAAAUCUUUUAUGAGAGCUGGUGCUUCAGGCACGAUGCAUGAUUUUCAAAUUUAUGUUGGCAAAAACACCUGCAGUGAUAGAGGAUUAGGUUUGUCUGGGGAUAUUGUUUUGGCAUUGACGGAAACAUUGCCAGAGAAACAGCAUUUCAAAGUGUUUGCUGAUAGUUUGUUUUCGUCUAUACCAUUAGCAAUUGCCCUGAAAGAAAGGGGCAUUGAAUUCUGUGGCACUAUCAGGAUAGACAGGAUGGGAAAAUGUCCCUUGAAAACUGAAGUGGAGCUCAGGAAAACUGGAUGUGGCUCCUGUGACUGA